Molecule: messenger RNA, 2189 nt
Organism: Exophiala xenobiotica
Lineage: Eukaryota; Fungi; Ascomycota; Eurotiomycetes; Chaetothyriales; Herpotrichiellaceae
Product: eukaryotic peptide chain release factor subunit 1
Exons: 2
Coding region: 146-1450 (434 amino acids)
Biological process (GO): cytoplasmic translational termination
Cellular component (GO): translation release factor complex; cytosol
Molecular function (GO): translation release factor activity, codon specific; sequence-specific mRNA binding
Source: RefSeq, a predicted model, not a curated record
CCCAACGUCACUUCAACUCUCACACUGAGUCACACUCAACUUCUGUUCUCCUCGCCCUCCCCUCUACCUCUGCACCGUCCUCUGUAGAUCCGAGAAAUUUUUGUUGAAAAGCAGGCCGCAUCCGCUCGGCCGUCUUUGAGCAAAAAUGAGCGCUCCGCAACAAAACGAAGCGGAAAAGAACAUUGAAAUAUGGAAGGUCAAAAAACUCAUCAAACGUCUCGAGGCGGCUCGAGGCAACGGCACAUCCAUGAUCUCCCUCAUCAUCCCACCCAAGGACCAAGUCUCUCGUGCGGCGAAGAUGUUGGCUGAAGAAUUCGGUACCGCCUCCAACAUCAAGUCUCGAGUCAACCGUCUUUCUGUCCUGUCAGCCAUUACCUCCACCCAGCAGCGCCUGAAGCUGUACAACAAAGUGCCACCGAAUGGCCUGGUCGUCUACUGCGGUGAAAUCAUCACGUCCGAAGGAAAGGAGAGAAAGAUCAAUAUUGACUUCGAACCUUUCAAGCCUAUCAACACCUCCUUGUACUUGUGCGACAACAAGUUCCACACCGAAGCCCUCAGCGAACUCCUCGAGUCCGACCAGAAGUUUGGUUUCAUCAUCAUGGACGGUAACGGAGCAUUGUUUGGAACACUAAGUGGUAACACAAGAGAAGUCCUCCAGAAAUUCUCGGUUGACUUGCCAAAGAAGCAUGGUCGUGGUGGUCAGUCUGCUCUUCGUUUCGCCCGUCUGAGAGAAGAGAAGCGUCACAACUACGUUCGCAAAGUCGCCGAACUAGCAGUCCAAAAUUUCAUCACCAACGACAAGGUCAAUGUUGCUGGGCUGGUGUUGGCUGGUUCCGCCGACUUCAAGAACGACCUGAACCAGUCUGACAUGUUCGAUGGCCGUCUUCAGGCCAAAGUUAUCAAGGUCGUUGAUGUCUCCUAUGGUGGCGAAAACGGAUUCAAUCAGGCCAUUGAUCUUUCUUCCGAAACGUUGAGUAACGUCAAAUUUAUUCAGGAGAAAAAGCUCAUUGGCAAAUAUUUUGAGGAAAUCAGCCAAGACAGCGGUCGUGUUUGCUACGGCGUCGAAGAUACCUUGAAGGCUCUAGAGCUUGGUGCUUGCGAAACCUUGAUCGUCUACGAGAACUUGGAUAUCACCCGCUGGGUCUUGAAGGCUUCGGAUGGUUCUGAGCGGGUCUUGCACACCACAAAGGCUCAAGAAGCGAACCGUGAGCAAUUCAUGGACAAAGAAACUGGCCAAGAAAUGGAGGUUAUAGACCAGACCUCUUUCCUCGAAUGGCUUGCGGAAAAGUACAAGGAUUUUGGAGCCACCUUGGAGUUUGUUUCCGAUCGGUCCAGCGAAGGCAACCAGUUCGUGAAAGGCUUUGGUGGUAUCGGCGCAAUCUUGCGCUACAAGGUCAACUUCGAGCAGUUGGCUGACGCUGAUGACGAAGACGAAUUCUAUGAUGAUUGACAAUUCAUUGACCUCGCAACACAGCGCGAGGAGCGGUCAGCACCCGGUCUUCAAGCACCAGUCCAUGACUUGAACUUGACAGCAGCUCCUCGCGCUCAGCGUCCAAGUGACGCACCCACGUCCCAAGUUACGGGAGGGACGAGCUCAACUGUGGCCGACAAACCACAGAUCAGGCACAUGGAGCAGUCGGGCAUCAAGACCGAUGUACUCCGAAAAGUUGAGCGAGUCACAGUGCCACCAGCGAGGCAAGACAGAGGUCUAGUUCAUGGACGCUCCAACCUUCGCAACAUGGUCAUGGUCUGAGAUGACGCCGGCGUUCAGGUUCAGCUUAGGAAUACCCCAGCAGACCCAAUCAGCAGUCGCAAAGGGGUUGGCUAACAAUCUCGGCUGAAUCUGAUGUAAGUCCGACAUUCCGUUGGCGAUAUGUGCAGAAUGUGCAUCGGCCGGUGCCGUCAGCAGUGAUGCUGAUGCGCGACUUGAAAAUGGAUCGAGAAUUGCUCCUAUUCAAUCCCUGCCAGGGCAACUUCGAGGAUCUGCUUGUACUCCUUGUCUCGUCGAGCUGGUCACUCUUUUAGCCUCAAGCUCAUAUUGUGUUCUUUUCGCAGCCAAGGUUCGAGACAGAGCGUCGCCUCGUGCCUCGCCCUUGUCAACAUCUUGCGUUGUUGAGCGGUUCUUAACCAAGAGCAACCCAAUAGUGGUUAGAUAGUCAAUCUUUACUUCCGUCUCUGUCGGCAGCCCG